GACCAAUCAAAAUCGAAUGAACGCGACCCUGCGGAAUAGCUUUCAUUAGGCCGAACGACGUAGACAAGCUAGGUGUGUGUUUGAACAUUUAGUGCAGCAGUACUUCGUUAAUUAGUUUAAUUUUUAUUGAAAAUUAAGAAAUAACCGCACAAUGGCACGGAAUUCAACGAAAGAUUGGAGACUAGAUUGCAAAGUGUAUGUUGGAGAUCUUGGUUAUGGUGCAGCCAAGCAGGAACUUGAAGAGAAAUUUAGUAAAUACGGACCUUUGCGUAAUGUGUGGGUAGCCAGGAAGCCUCCAGGAUUUGCAUUUGUUGAAUUUGAAGAUCCCCGUGAUGCUGAAGAUGCCACUAGAGCCCUUGAUGGAGCGAGAAUGAAUGGUCGUCGUGUGCAUGUUGAAAUGUCAUCAGGAAAGUCGCGAUGGGGAAGUCGAGGACCGCCAGUUGGACGUCAAGGUUCUUCAUAUGAUGACUACCGACCAAGGAGAGGCAGAUCACGAUCCUUCUCCCCACGUCGCAGAUCCCACUCCCCACGUAGACGAAGUCGCAGCGAUUCUAAUUCACCUCGUCGUCGUAGCCGCAGCAGUUCACGGUCCCACUCGCGGGGCCGCAGUCGGUCUAGGGGUAGAAGCCGAUCCAGGUCUAGGGGUAGGAGUCUGUCCCGAUCUAGGGGUAGGAGUAGGGAUCGUAGCAGAAGCCCUCAGUCAAAAUUGAGCAAGGAGAGAGAGGAAAAAGACUAGAGAUAAGCUGUUGAUUGUUGAUGCUGUAGAGUGACCUGAUUUACAAAGAAUUCAGGAACUAAAUGUUGAUACCAGCGUGGAGAUGGCUCCUUGUCACAACAGUUAUCUCUGUAGGUUGUUGUAAGCAGUGAUGUGUACUUAUCACUUCUUUGUGUUCACACUGCAUUCACCAACAGUGGCGGUCAUCCCAGUACUUUUAUUAUGCUAAACCGGAGGCCAAGGCCUUUUUUACAUUAUUACUUGUCAUACUUUUUAAUGUCUUGUGGGGGCAGUGGGGUAGCCUAGUGGUUGAAGCGUUCACUUGUCACCGAAGGCCUGCGUUCAAUUCCCCACAUGGGUGCACAAUGUGUGAAGCCCAUUUCUGGUGUCCCCUGCCGUUAUAUUGCUGGAAUAUUGCUAAAAGCGGCGUGAAUCCCAACUCACUCAUUCAUGUUUUGUGUUUAUUCAUUACACAUUACUUGCAUGUUCAGGGCUCCUUUUCACAAACUACAACCAUCGUAAGUCUGAUGCUAAAGUAUAGGAGUUAGGACAGUUGUAGCUCUACAUUCGCUUUGUGUAAUGGGGCCCUAGAGGUAUGUCUAUAGCAGCCCAGUUAUGCUUAUCAGGUUUUGCAAGUUGUCUCUUCAAUCGUAAUUAUCAGUGAUGGGCAUUUAUGAGAUUGUUGAUAGGACACAUGAACCCGAAAGGUGACGCAUUGUGACACCUUGUGACAAACAAUUGAAAUACAAUGUCCUUACUGAUCCUGAAUGUUUUUCUUAUGGGAAUCGUUUGUUUGAUAUUUUAAGUGAAACGUCACAAUGUUCAACCCAAAUUCACAUGCUACACUUGAAGCUAAACUGGGUUUUACAGGUUGCUGUUUUAGUGUGAAGUUAAAUUUUUAUUGGAUACCCUUUUGUUUUUGUUAGGCUUUUUUUUUUUUAAAUUGUCAAUAUGUGCCUUGUUUUCUUGUCUUGUAUAGUAAUCCUUCGGAAAUACAUUGGCUGUUUAAUCAUGUCAAUUGGAGGCAUAUUUGGAUGUCUUUUUCUUGGAAUAAUCAUUGACUUCAGAUCUGUAUACAUUUAUUUUAACUGGUGAAUAAUUUUGAGUUUCGCAUUGACAAGAUCUAUCAUAUAGAUGUUAAUGUAGGAAAUGGAAUUUUGUUGUUGUAUUUUUCUGACAAUAUGAGCAAGGAAAUUUAAGUUCUGUAGGCAGUUUGUAAAUAUGCUUGACUGUAAAACUCUGAUCUUAAAAUAUUAUCCAAGAUCAAAAUUAUAAACUUGAUUCUGCUUAUUAAUCAAAAAGAUGGUAUUUGUUUUUCUGAUGCUAGAUUUAUAUGCUUUCAUUUUGUUCAAUGAAUUAUUUGUCAUUGCUCAAUUAAGUGUAUAAGUCUUGCCUGAAAAAACAAUAUAUAACUUAAUUAUUAGAAUGCUUUUUCUGCAAUUGAUAGAAUUGCGUUGGAUAGUGUUUUCAAGGUUACAUUGCCAAAUAAAUAAUUUUGGAACAUUUUUGUAUUUCACAACAAAGUUAUUGCUGCUCAUGUAUUAAAGGAAUAAAAUUUUAUUGAAUGUA
Molecule: messenger RNA, 2284 nt
Organism: Haliotis rufescens (red abalone)
Lineage: Eukaryota; Metazoa; Mollusca; Gastropoda; Lepetellida; Haliotidae
Product: serine/arginine-rich splicing factor 3-like
Exons: 7
Coding region: 152-736 (194 amino acids)
Biological process (GO): mRNA splicing, via spliceosome
Cellular component (GO): nuclear speck
Molecular function (GO): RNA binding
Source: RefSeq, a predicted model, not a curated record